This is a messenger RNA of Salarias fasciatus (jewelled blenny), 1807 nucleotides long. RefSeq names its product adenosylhomocysteinase (gene ahcy). The record is from RefSeq and is a predicted model, not a curated record. Gene Ontology annotation, cellular component: cytosol. Bases 105 to 1406 code for a protein of 433 amino acids. Lineage: Eukaryota; Metazoa; Chordata; Actinopteri; Blenniiformes; Blenniidae. Gene Ontology annotation, molecular function: adenosylhomocysteinase activity. The transcript is spliced from 11 exons. Gene Ontology annotation, biological process: L-methionine cycle.
CAUUAAAAACGAGCCGUCGCGCUGCGGUCCCUCCCUCUCUGCCGCUGUCUGUCGGCCCGGUAGCCGCUCCUCUCACCCUGCCUGCACCAAAACACCUCAGAACCAUGACUGACAAACUCCCCUACAAAGUCGCCGAUAUCAGCCUGGCUGAUUGGGGCCGGAAGGCCAUUGAUAUCGCCGAGAAUGAGAUGCCUGGCCUCAUGAAGAUGAGGGAGCUGUACGGCCAGUCCAAGCCCCUGAAGGGCGCCCGCAUCGCCGGCUGCCUGCACAUGACCCUGCAGACCGCCGUGCUCAUCGAGACCCUGCAGGCCCUCGGCGCCGAGGUCCAGUGGUCAAGCUGCAACAUUUUCUCCACUCAGGAUCACGCUGCUGCCGCCAUCGCUAAGGCCGGCAUCCCAGUUUACGCCUGGAAGGGCGAGACGGACGAGGAGUACGUGUGGUGCAUCGAGCAGACGAUCUACUUCAAGGACGGCCAGCCGCUCAACAUGAUCCUGGACGACGGAGGAGACCUCACCAACCUGGUGCACCAGAAGUACCCCAAGCUGCUGGCGGGUAUCCGUGGCGUGUCGGAGGAGACCACCACCGGCGUCCACAACCUGUACAAGAUGAUGAAGAAGGGCGAGCUGAAGAUCCCCGCCAUCAACGUCAACGACUCCGUCACCAAGAGCAAGUUCGACAACCUGUACGGCUGCAGGGAGAGUCUGAUCGACGGCAUCAAGCGCGCCACCGACGUGAUGAUCGCCGGCAAGGUGGCCGUGGUGGCCGGCUACGGCGACGUGGGGAAGGGCUGCGUGCAGGCCCUGCGGGGCUUCGGCGCCCGCGUCAUCGUCACCGAGAUCGACCCCAUCAACGCCCUGCAGGCGGCCAUGGAGGGUUAUGAAGUGACCACCAUGGACGAAGCCUGCAAGGAAGGGAACAUCUUCGUGACGACCACCGGCUGUGAGGACAUCAUCCUCGGACAGCACUUCGAGAAAAUGAAGGACGACGCCAUCGUCUGCAACAUCGGACACUUCGACUGCGAGAUCGACGUGAGCUGGCUCACCAAGAACGCCGUCCAGAAGAUCAACGUCAAGCCUCAGGUGGACCGCUACCGCCUGAAGAACGGCCGUCACGUCAUCAUCCUGGCCGAGGGCCGGCUGGUCAACCUGGGCUGCGCGAUGGGCCACCCGUCCUUCGUCAUGAGCAACUCCUUCACCAACCAGGUGCUGGCUCAGAUCGAGCUGUGGACCAACACGGCCAAAUACCCGCUGGGAGUCUACUUCCUGCCCAAGAAGCUGGACGAGCAGGUGGCGGCGGCCCAUCUGGACAAACUGGGCGUGAAGCUCACCAAGCUGUCAGACAAGCAGGCCAAGUACCUGGGCCUCCCCGCCGACGGGCCCUUCAAACCCGACCACUACCGCUACUGAGGCCCCGGCCAGCCGGAAGAGGGGGAGCCAGCAGGAGGAGGCGUGGCCUCAAAGAUUCAGAGACGCUUCCACACAUAUACACACACACACCUGAAGGCCAAUCAAACAUCAGCUGAUUGCUGCGUGCUCUCACACGCCUCGAGUCGGUCCCGUCGCCUCUCCUCGCCGCCUCUCCUCUUGCUCAGCGCGACCCGUCGGAUUCCUCCCGCCGUUAACGUCAUUCCCUCCUCUCUCGUGGAAUCUUCACUUCCCUCGUCUCGAGGCGGCGGGCGACCGAGCGCUUCCUCUCUCUCUCUCUCUCUCUCUCCUCCAUAUCACGUCGGAUCGAGGCAGACAGUUGAUCGCGCCGCUGCCUUAUUCCAGUGUGCUCACAUUAACACUGCCCUCCAUUAGCACUUAAU